UGAACAUCACAAAUCUUUAUUCAUCAAUCACAGCAGGGAGUACUACAUUUAGCUGGUAAAAAACACAAAUGGCUAGAGUUCCUAAAAACCACCGGAUCUUGACGUGCGACGGCCGGGAAUCUGAGUUUUCCGGCGAAACUGCCAUUAAUCUAUCCGACGAUACAGUGUUCCAGUUCCUCAGCGAAGAAUGCGAGGUGUUGAGUAGCUGUUUUGACGAUUAUGCAGAUGACGACGAGAAAGAAAAUCAAAACGAAGAUGAAAUUCCAGUCGCUGAAGACGACAGUUUUUGGGAAACUCAACAUCAAUUAUUGCAAUCCACGAUAUGCAGAACGAGUUCUCUGGAAUCUAGAAUCCGAAAUAUCACCAAAGAAGCAGUAAAAGAGGCCGGCGGCGUUUGCGGAUGCGGAAGAGCCGUCGACUGUUGCCGGAAAUGUCUAAUGGCGGAUAUGUGCCGCCGCCUCCAGAUCGCAGGGUUUAACAGUGCAAUAUGCAAGUCCAAAUGGAUGAGCUCACCCGAUAUUCCUUCAGGGGAACACACGUUCUUGGAUGUAAUCGAUGGAUCGAAUCCGAAGAAGGAAGUGAGGGUGGUGAUCGAGUUGAAUUUCCGAUCGCAAUUCGAGAUGGCACGAGCGAACGAAGAGUACAGCAAAGUGGUGAAGAAGCUGCCGGAGAUAUUCGUGGGGAAGAUGGAGAGGCUGCUGGCGGUGCUGAAGAUCGUGUGCAGAGGCGCCAAGAGGUGCAUGAAGGAGAGGAAGAUGCACAUGGCGCCGUGGAGAAAGCAUCGCUACAUGCAGGCUAAGUGGCUCAGGACUUGCGAGCGCUUGGCAUCUCAGCAGACUUUUGCCUCGGCCUACUCCGCCCGCCCGCCCCGCUCCGGGAAGUCCUUGCUAGCGGUUGACUUGAUGAUGGAAAAUCUGCAUACACCGGUUGUUGCAGUCGUGUGAACUUCCCAACUUUUUUUUUGUGCCGCGAGAUUUGCAAAUUAGUAUAGUUGAGUCAUGAGUGAGGGUCACAAACGGUCCUGCUUCUGAGAAUUGAGUGCUUCUUUUUGUAUUUGCAGUACUUACUACUGGAAGGAAAUCAAUCAUGUA
Salvia splendens (bonfire salvia) is the source of this 1091-nucleotide messenger RNA. RefSeq lists its product as uncharacterized. The transcript is spliced from 2 exons. Lineage: Eukaryota; Viridiplantae; Streptophyta; Magnoliopsida; Lamiales; Lamiaceae. The record is from RefSeq and is a predicted model, not a curated record. Bases 69 to 944 code for a protein of 291 amino acids.